AUGGUUUUCUCCAUUCCAUCAAAGCCAUUCUUGUGGACUUCACCUUCUGAUGUACCUGACGUCAUUGGAAGGUUGGCCGAGCUUGGUGAGGUGCAAACUAAGCACAUUCGUGGUUAUGCCAAUCAAGUGAUGGAGAUCGUCCUUGAGGAUCUUGAGCAACACUUACAAAAAACCUCCAACUGUGGUGAUUCUUCAAAUGUGUCGUGCAAAGAUAUGGGAGAGUUAUCGUGGGAAGAUUGUAACAUAACAAUCUCAACUUCAUACAAUGCCACGAGGGUAGAGACUGGAGUUCUUGUGCCACAAAUCCAAGCCUACAAAGAUAGGUAA
This is a messenger RNA of Striga asiatica, 327 nucleotides long. Lineage: Eukaryota; Viridiplantae; Streptophyta; Magnoliopsida; Lamiales; Orobanchaceae. The record is from the annotation of a GenBank genome assembly.